Messenger RNA from Xiphias gladius (swordfish), 847 nucleotides. RefSeq names its product lactoylglutathione lyase-like. Bases 18 to 485 code for a protein of 155 amino acids. The record is from RefSeq and is a predicted model, not a curated record. Lineage: Eukaryota; Metazoa; Chordata; Actinopteri; Istiophoriformes; Xiphiidae. The transcript is spliced from 5 exons. Gene Ontology annotation, molecular function: lactoylglutathione lyase activity; metal ion binding.
GUCUGUUUUAGGAUUUUAUGAUGCAGCAGACUAUGCUGCGGGUUAAAGAUCCAGUGAAAUCCUUGGAUUUCUACACCAGAAUCCUCGGCAUGACGCUCCUGCAAAAGUUUGACUUCCCCUCCAUGCGUUUCUCUCUCUUCUUCUUGGGCUACGAGGACAAGAAGGAGAUUCCUAGAGACGUGAAGGAGAAGACGGCCUGGGUAUUUUCCAGAAGAGCCACCAUUGAACUGACACAUAACUGGGGCUCUGAGUCUGACGAGAGCCAGUCUUAUCACAAUGGAAACUCGGAUCCACGUGGCUUUGGACACAUUGGAAUUGCAGUUCCUGACGUUUAUGCAGCCUGUAAAUUGUUUGAAGAGCAAGGAGUCACAUUUGUCAAGAAGCCAGAUGAUGGUAAAAUGAAAGGCUUGGCCUUCAUUCAGGACCCUGAUGGCUACUGGAUUGAGAUCCUGAGUCCUAACAAUAUGGUGUCCAUUACUUCGUAAAAACUGACAAGUGCAUACUUGUCUGCUGCAGUGCGUAGAGGCCGGACCUGCUGUGGCUUCACUGGGAGAAAAGAACGUUUGGGUUUAGCGAAGAAUUUAGCAACCUGCGCCAGAGAGCCGAGGGCAAAUGGAGCGGGAUCAGUUGCACAGUGACAAUGGGUGUGCCUUUGCGUGGGCUGGACUAGUAUCGGACAGUUGAUAGGCAAAUAGAUUAAAUACCAGAGUUAUCGCUAUGAAUGGCAACUACUUCGUGCAGCUGUCGAGUUUGUCUGUCAUCAGUUUGUACGUGUUUUCAAAAAGUCAUGCUGAAAUAAAGCGGUAUUACUGUUUAAUAAAUGUGAAAGCCACCAAUCAAAAGAAAA